AUGUCUGUUGACAUGCUGACGGCUUUCGCUUUGGAAAUUGUGAAAAUCUUCUUAACAGUAUAUCUGAAGGUACAGCUCUUCAUUAAAUAUAUGGGCUUAGUCCAGCUUGCAUUGGCGUUACUCGUUUUGACGAGCGCUUCAUCGGCUAGGAAGACGUCGAAUCAGCUCAUUUCACUGCACGAGGAAAACUGGACAGAGAUCAUGAAAGGCGAAUGGAUGGUGGAAUUCCAUGCUCCUUGGUGCCCGGCUUGCAAGGAUCUGCAAAAAGCUUGGAAUGCAUUCGCUGACUGGUCAAAGGAUCUCAAUAUCCGGGUUGGCGAAGUUGAUGUGACAGUCAAUCCUGGUCUUUCUGGUCGCUUCCUGGUUACUGCUCUACCUACAAUCUAUCAUGUGAAGGAUGGUGUAUUCCGCGUCUAUUCUGGUCCAAGAGACAAGAACGACUUCAUCACUUUCAUCGAGGAUAAGAGGUGGCGCAAUAUUGACCCAGUCCCAGAUUACAAACAUCCUAACAGCAAGCAAAUGGCCGUUGUUGCCGUGUUCUUCAAGCUUUCUAUGGCUGUACGUGAUCUUCAUAAUCACUUAGUCGAAGUGAAGGGAGUGCCUUCAUGGGCGUCAUAUUCUCUCUUCGCGGGUGUUACGCUUGCUCUCGGGUGUAUCCUAGGAUUCUUCAUUGUUCUUAUCAUUGAUCAAGUGUUCCCGACUGGUGCUAAGAAAACAGCGGCAGCAGCAGCGAAAAAGGAAGCUAAGAAAGAUUCAAACGGAUCGGUGAAAAAGUCGGAAGAAUCGAAGAAAAAGGAAAACAGUGGAUCACCAAAGUCUUCAGCUGAGACGAAAAAGACGAAGUAA
Molecule: messenger RNA, 846 nt
Organism: Cylicocyclus nassatus
Lineage: Eukaryota; Metazoa; Nematoda; Chromadorea; Rhabditida; Strongylidae
Source: the annotation of a GenBank genome assembly